Molecule: messenger RNA, 562 nt
Organism: Hyalella azteca
Lineage: Eukaryota; Metazoa; Arthropoda; Malacostraca; Amphipoda; Hyalellidae
Exons: 2
Source: RefSeq, a predicted model, not a curated record
CUGGGACUCAGCUAACAGGUCUUCCGGAGAAAACGCUACAGUGUUGCCCAAACAACAAGUCUCCCUGCGUUUACAUUGCCUGCGAAAGCCCUCCUUGCAACAGCAGCAGCACCCUCAGAAAAGAGUACUUCUGUGAUGCGGUGGCCUUUUGCGCUUACCAUGGACUGCUUCUGCUCGAGAUUGACACGCAAGACAAGCUCAUCAACGCGCUGGAAACCAUCGGCAAGUUCGGUCAUCCAGACUUGGGUGAAAUUUGGGUGAACGCACGAAGAAUCAACGGAAGUUGGGUCCACGUUCCUAGCAACACACCGGUGCCAAAGUAUUAUUGGGUGACAACUCCUAAAGACAACGAAUGCGCGUUCGGGGUUACAUAUCCUAGAAUGGUACUGAUUACCGCGCCAUGCAACGGGAAAAAACGUCCCGUUAUUUGCGUCGACCCCAAUAAAUCUCUGCCAGUUUGUUAGCACAUUGAGUGUAGCACGACCUACCAGCGCUGCCAGAUGGCUCCGGUUCCGGUGCAAAAAUUUAAUUUUUUUUCGUACUUUUUUUAAAAAUUUAUUGA